Contarinia nasturtii (swede midge) is the source of this 1998-nucleotide messenger RNA. Its product is annotated as esterase B1-like. Lineage: Eukaryota; Metazoa; Arthropoda; Insecta; Diptera; Cecidomyiidae. The transcript has 10 exons. The record is from RefSeq and is a predicted model, not a curated record. The coding region runs from base 130 to 1863 and encodes 577 amino acids.
UUUAGAAAAUCUCAGUGCUCGAACUUGUGAGAUUAUGAAACAUUAAUUUCAAAAGCUAUAAGGUGAUCAUUGAUUUUGUAGUUAGUCUCUUAUUUAUAGACUUUCCUUCAACACGAGUUUGCUUACAACAUGUUGAAAUUACUUAGUGAAUUGAUGAGAAUUGCAUUUCUUAUGUCAGCCGUGCAAUGUGACGAACUUACAAUAAGAAAAACAAACAAUGGUCCUGUUGAGGGCAUUAAACAAACAUCAUUACUGGGCAAAAAAUAUUAUGCGUUCAGAGGUAUUCCAUAUGCUGAAGCGCCAAUAACUGGGAAAGAUCCAUACACUGGUGCCGAGGUCGAUCGUAGAUUUAAGGCACCGGAACCACUCAUUCGAAAAUGGACUGACCCACUAAAAGUGCGUAAUUUUGGAUAUAAUUGUGUCCCAUCGUCAACAUUAGUAGGACUACCGGGGAACACUAGUGAAAAUUGUCUCUUUCUUAAUAUUUACGUUCCAGAUGGUGGUGCAGCAAAGAAAACGGUAUUGGUAUAUUUUUAUGGCGGAGCAUUCACAGAAGGAUCUGGACAUUCAAAUACUUACGGUCCUGAUUUUCUGAUUCAUCCCGAUAAUAUAGUAGUAACAUUGAAUUAUCGUACGGGCAUUUUUGGUUUUAUGAAUCUUGGUUUUGGUGAAUACACCGGAAAUAUGGGAUUAAAAGACCAACAAUUGGCUAUGAAAUGGAUUUAUGAAAAUAUCGAACAUUUUUCGGGGAAAAAAGAUGAGAUUUUACUUUUUGGACAAAGUGCUGGCGGUGCAUCAGUGAAUUUCCAUAUGCUAAAUGAAGAGUCGAGAAAGUAUUUCAACCGUGCAUUUUUACUAAGUAGUUCGGCCCUAAAUUAUUAUGCAUUGUACGAGCCAGAUCAUUUGGAAAGAAUGCAAACAUUGUUAAAAAUUCAGGAUAAAAAUAAACUUAUUGAGCACUUGAAGACAGUAGAAACUGAAUCUAUUGCAAAGAUUAUUAAAAUAAGCACUUUUGGGUUGUUUCGAUUGGAAUCGCCAUGGGUUCCGACGAUUGAAAAUUCAGAAGCAAAACGAGCUUUCAUAACAAAGUCUCCGGUUGAUAUCUACCAAUCUAAAAACGCACCAGUGAUGGAUACAAUGUUCAGCUUCACCUCUGAGGAAUACUUAUCGUUCAAUCGUGAACUAGCAAGUAAUACAGAACCAUUUCUCAGUGGAAAUUGGAAUGAAUCACAAUUAUUAUUGCCAUUUGCCGGAUUUGAUCGAGAAACGUAUCCAAAGGAGUACAAAGAGGCUUUUGAUCUAUUGAAGAAAACAUAUUACAAUGAAACAAGUGAUCCUGAUGUGAUAAAGAGUCAAAAUAUCGCUUUGCUUUCGGAUCUGAAUUUCGGUUACGGCAUUUUAAAAGCCGUUCAAUACCAAGUAAAAGCGAAUAACAAAGAAAACUCCAAGAAAAACACAUUUAUGUACAGAUUCUCUGUAAACGGCGACAUCAAUAUAUUCAAAAUACUUUUGCAAAUAAAGUCAAACGGUGCAGCUCACGGUGAUGAGAUUUGUUAUCUAUUUGGAUGUCAUGCGAUAGAUUUUAUAAACAAAAUAGCUCUAAUAAUCAGAAACAGUUCAAAUGUGAAUUACAACACAAUCAUGCGUUUGGUUAAUAUAGUUACGAAUUUUGCACGAACUGGCAAUCCAUCAAUCGAAGGCGAUACUCCAUUCAAGCCAAUCCCAUCUCCGAACGAAAUUUUUGCUCAAGAUAUCACCAAUGAUUUAAAUACCACCUUGAUAAGUGAUGUGUUGCAAGAAUUACACUUUGAUACAUGGAAACAGAUUGAAGAAAUGUAUAACAAAAUAAAACAGAAUGCAUGAUGUCACUUUCUCAACAAGAACAAUCCAACCGACUUUACAGUUAUCGAAAAGCCUCGAGAUUAGAUUAAAAUUUCUUAUAUUUUUUUUUUUGUUCAGUUUAGAUAAAUAAAAUAUUUAGAUUUUUUUCCAAAUGUU